UCCAGCCCGCAGCGCCGCGCACGCCUCGGGCACCUGCAGCCCAGCGGCUACCUGCAGUCGCAGCGCGUCCGGCCGCCCAGUCCGGUUGCCGGCUCUUGCUCCGCUCAUCGCUGCCCGCCCGCCGCCGCGCUGCACGCCUCGAGCGCUCCCUCGGCCCCGCUGGGGACCGGGGACCCCGCAGCCGCCGCCGCCAUGCUGCCGGUGCUCUACACCGUCCUGGCGGGGCUGCUGCUGCUGCCUCUGCUGCUCACCUGCUGCUGCCCCUACCUCGUCCAGGACUUGCGGUACUUCCUGCGGGUGGCCAACCUGGCCCGGCAGGUGCGCAGCUACCGGCAGCGGCGGCCGGUGCGCACCAUCCUGCGGGUCUUCCUGGAGCGAGUUCGCCAGACCCCGCACAAGCCCUUCCUGCUGUUCCGCGACGAGACGCUCACCUACGCCCAGGUGGACCGGCGCAGCAACCAAGUGGCACGGGCGCUGCACGACCAACUGGGCCUGCGACAGGGGGACUGCGUGGCCCUCUUCAUGAGCAAUGAGCCGGCCUACGUGUGGAUCUGGCUGGGACUGCUCAAGCUGGGCUGUCCCAUGGCCUGCCUCAACUACAACAUCCGUGCCAAGUCUCUGCUGCACUGCUUCCAGUGCUGCGGGGCGAAGGUGCUGCUGGCCUCCCCAGAACUACAAGAAGCUGUUGAGGAGGUUCUGCCAACCCUGAAAAAGGAUGGAGUGUCCGUCUUUUACGUAAGCAGAACUUCUAACACAAAUGGCGUGGACACACUACUGGACAAAGUGGACGGAGUGUCGGCAGAAGCUACUCCGGAGUCGUGGAGGUCUGAAGUCACUUUCGCCACACCUGCCGUAUACAUUUACACCUCGGGUACCACAGGUCUCCCAAAAGCUGCAACCAUCAAUCACCAUCGCCUGUGGUAUGGAACUGGCCUUGCGCUGGCGAGUGGGAUUAAGGCCCACGAUAUAGUCUACACCACCAUGCCCCUGUACCACAGUGCGGCGCUCAUGAUUGGCCUCCACGGGUGCAUCGUGACUGGGGCUACUCUUGCUCUGCGGAGCAAAUUUUCAGCCAGCCAGUUCUGGGACGACUGCAGGAAAUACAAUGCCACUGCCAUCCAGUACAUCGGUGAACUGCUCCGGUAUCUGUGCAACACACCCGCGAAACCAAAUGACCGUGACCACAAAGUGAAAAUAGCACUGGGAAAUGGCUUACGGGGAGACGUGUGGAAAGAGUUUAUCAAGAGAUUUGGGGACAUCCAUGUGUAUGAGUUCUACGCUUCCACUGAAGGCAAUAUUGGAUUUCUGAAUUACCCAAGAAAAAUCGGUGCUGUCGGAAGAGCCAACUACCUCCAAAGAAAAGUUAUAAGGUAUGAGCUGAUUAAAUAUGAUGUGGAGAAGGAUGAACCUGUCCGUGACACAAAUGGAUAUUGCAUCAAAGUCCCCAAAGGUGAGGUCGGACUCUUGGUUUGCAAAAUCACACAACUUACACCAUUUAACGGCUAUGCUGGAGGAAAGUCUCAGACAGAAAAGAAAAAACUCAAAGAUGUCUUUGAGAAAGGAGACCUCUAUUUCAACAGUGGAGACCUCCUUAUGAUUGAUCAUGACGAUUUUGUCUAUUUUCAUGACAGAGUUGGAGAUACAUUCCGGUGGAAAGGAGAGAACGGAAGAACGUCUUCUUUGGGACCUAGAAUGCAGGCAUCACACAAGAACAGUCCCAUACUCUCUAGAAGUUCCGGUUCUCAGAAAAACUUUCUGUGUUAAUGAAAGUAUCCAGUGGAGUAGCUAACAGUCACUGCUGAGUAUGGAAAAUAUGGGUAGUACAACUGGAAAAAUAAAUUUUUCCUUUCACUUAAUCAUAAUUGAGUUUUAGUUUUAAUAACGGUAACGUGGGCAAUGGGUGCUGUAUUAGACAAUACAGCUCUCAAGCCCUAGCCUAAACCUUCUUCCUAGAGCUGAAUUACUCAAAGGCAACCUCCAGGAGUCAGUGCAGAGGCCUGGGACCAACAGGCCCACCUCCCUCUGGAUCAGGCACUGUCACUACCACAGCAAGGGGUGGAGUCAGUCAGUGCAGAAUAUAUCUGCUGCACCAGCUCCCCCAUAAUUCUAAGAGCAACUUACUAGGGAUAUUUGAGUUCCUGAGUCAGGUAUGAGGGACGUCCUCCCCCAACCCCUUUUUUUUUUUUUUUUUUUUUUUUUUUUUUUGAGACAGAGUUUCUCCUUGUGGUUACCCUGGCUGUCCUGGAACUCACUCUGUAGACCAGGCUGGCCUCGAACUCAGAGAUCCACUUGCCUCUGCCUCCUGGGUACUGGGAUUAAAGGCGUGCGCCACCACCAUCUGGCUCCCUGCCCUCUCCUUCAGGUCAGAGGGAAACUGACUAAGGAAGUACCUCUUCUUUUAAAAAAAUAUCCUUUUGUUUUUGCCUUCUUUAGAGCAAUAGGUAAACAUAUAAUCACCAUGGGAGAGAUUUCAAACGCUGGGGCCCAGGUGACGGAGGACGGCUCCUUCCUAUCUGAUUACAGCUAAGUAGUUCAGGGAAGUGGACCCGGACUCCCACUGGGUCUGCUGGAUCAGGUAGAAAAUAUAUUAAUACCUAAUUACUACUGUCCUCACAAGCAAACAAUGGUAAUUGUUCUAAUCACCUCUCCACUAACAGCCCUGCUGUCGGAUCGGUUUUCUCUGUGUGGUGUACAAUCCCUUGAGAGUACUGGGCAUGAAUGGAAGGACACACAACAGCUCUCUCUGUGCCUGUCUCCGCCCCUCUGCCCUGCAGCCUCUCUGAAAUACAGAGAAGGAAAAAGCUGCUGGGAGCUUUGAGUGAAUAAGGAUGUCUCAGAGGCGGUAUCUGUGUCCACGGCACAUAUCGGACCCAACACUGCAAACUAAAUGGCAAACCCAGCUCAGUUAUUCAUGGUGGUGGAGCAAGACCUUUUGCUGGAAUCAAAAAAAUAAAACAGACAAAAAAUUCCCUUUAGCCCCAAGUUCAGUCAGUGUCUUAGUCAGCUCUGUGCGGCUCACUAAGAACAACAGUGAUGGCCACAAGCCAACCUGCCUGGAUCAGUCUCUGAUGGCGCCUGGUCCUUGCUAGAUGACCUUGGACAAGUUGCCGAAUGCCUUUAAAUCUCAGUUUCUUCAUCCUUGAAGUGAUGGGGGUAACAUCUGCUCCUCUUCUUAAGGUUGUUGCUGUGGUUAAAUAAGAAUACACUGAGUAUAGGCCAUGGCAACUAUUAAAGAGUCAGCAUAGAUCUAUUGUUGGUUUUGUUACUUUACUAUUGGUUAACAUUCCUGGUAAUCACGCAUUCAUCAUAGAAUAAUGUGGACAUAUGUGUUUGAAACAAAAGUUGGAACUAUUCAAAAGAAACCUAAUGUUUGCGGUUGCCGCCGUCCAUAGUUCUCUGACCUGGCAGAGCCUUGUGAGUGAAAGUACCAGCUGAUGUUUUCUUAUUCUAUUCCCAGGUCAUGAGGGUCGAAUUGGGAUGGCCUCAAUCAAGAUAAAAGAAAACCACGAGUUCAAUG
This is a messenger RNA of Peromyscus maniculatus bairdii (prairie deer mouse), 3517 nucleotides long. Lineage: Eukaryota; Metazoa; Chordata; Mammalia; Rodentia; Cricetidae. The record is from RefSeq and is a predicted model, not a curated record.